Erigeron canadensis is the source of this 1305-nucleotide messenger RNA. RefSeq names its product probable polygalacturonase At3g15720. Gene Ontology annotation, biological process: carbohydrate metabolic process. Gene Ontology annotation, molecular function: polygalacturonase activity. The record is from RefSeq and is a predicted model, not a curated record. The transcript is spliced from 10 exons. Bases 1 to 1305 code for a protein of 434 amino acids. Lineage: Eukaryota; Viridiplantae; Streptophyta; Magnoliopsida; Asterales; Asteraceae.
AUGCAAUGCGACUUGCGAAGUGUGGUAGCGGGUCGAGAUGUGGGAGGUUAUCAGUGGCGGGUGGUGGUAGUAGCUAGCAUAGGGGAUGGCGAGGUGUGGAAGUUCUUUUUGCAGGGUUGCUUGAUGGUAGUUCUUUUGAGCAUUUGUUACAUUUUGGCUAGCCCGAAAACCACUAGCGCAGCCAAAUUCGACGUAACAUCUUAUGGCGCAAAAGGAGAUAGGAAGACGGACGAUACCAAUGCUUUCCUUGAUGCAUGGGCUGACUUAUGUAAAUCUAAAUCGCCAAAGCCGACAUUGAUCAUUCCUUCAAAGAAGACGUUUUUAGUCGGCCCUGUCGAAUUCAGUGGUUCAUGCGAGUCCUCUACGAUACACGUCAAGAUUAUGGGCAACAUCGUAGCACCAAAGACAAUGAAAGGAUGGAAAAAUUGUGUAGAAAAUCGAUUUUGGAUAGUUUUCACAAUGGUGCAAGGGCUCACAAUCGAUGGACCUGGCCAAAUCGAUGGUCAGGGAUCGCUCUGGUGGGGACAGACGGAAUUAUCCAAUAUGUGUGAGCGCCCAACGGCGCUACAUUUCCAUGAAUGCAAUGGGCUUCGUCUAAGUGGCACAACACAUCUCAACAGCCCAUUUCUUCAUAUUAGCAUUGUUAAUUGCCAAGAUGUAGAUAUCGGAAAUCUUCAAAUUAUAGCACCAGAAAACAGCCCAAAUACUGAUGGAAUCGACAUCAGUGCUUCAUCUUAUAUUAAUAUUCAUGACUCUCACAUUGGGACUGGUGAUGAUUGUGUGGCUAUUAACGGUGGCAUAUAUAAUAUCAAUGUAACAAGGGUGUUUUGCGGACCUGGCCACGGCAUAAGUAUCGGAAGCCUUGGGGAAAAUGGUGGUUACGACACAGUCGAAAAAGUACGUGUAGAAAAUUGUAACAUCACCCGGACAAAGAAUGGAUUACGAAUCAAGACAGUGCCGGGUGGAACGGGGUAUGCUAAGGGGAUUGUAUAUCAAGACAUUCAUUUGGUAAAUGUCGAAAACCCAAUCAUAAUCGAUCAACAUUACUGCUCCAAUUAUGAAGACGCUUUUUGCCCUGCACCGCCACAUGAACCAGCAGUACAAGUCAGCGAUGUUUCGUAUACGAAUAUACAUGGGUCAUCAGCGUCUCAGCAAGCGAUUACUUUUGACUGCAGCGGCAAGUUUAAGUGUACGGGACUGUCUACAUGGAACGUCGGAAUUACUGGACCAGCAGGCGAUAUUGCUUACUGCAAAAAUGCUCAAGGGAAAUUUGUUUCUACUAGCCCAAGAGUUAGAUGCCAUUAG